This is a messenger RNA of Coregonus clupeaformis (lake whitefish), 3677 nucleotides long. It is a transcript of the gene rras, whose product is annotated as RAS related. Gene Ontology annotation, molecular function: GDP binding; GTPase activity; GTP binding. Gene Ontology annotation, biological process: signal transduction. The transcript is spliced from 7 exons. Gene Ontology annotation, cellular component: plasma membrane. The coding region runs from base 527 to 1120 and encodes 197 amino acids. The record is from RefSeq and is a predicted model, not a curated record. NCBI's taxonomy places the organism in Eukaryota, Metazoa, Chordata, Actinopteri, Salmoniformes, Salmonidae.
CACGCCCAUUUUUACAUGCGCAUGAGAUUUCGAGAAAACCUUGGUUGAGAAAAAAGAGUUGCCUUGGAGCGAUGAAAAAGUAAGUCAAUGAAGACGAGGAAAAAAUGAAGACAUCGCCAAGAAAAACCCUGUAGACAUCACAAAAGUUGUUAUAUAAUGCGUCCGCAGAGAUAUGUAGAUGGAUCAAUCUAGAGAUAAUCAAAGUUAGACAAGCGCGUUUAAGUUUGACGGGGUAGUUGAUAAUCAAGGUCAUUUUUUUUUUCUUCUGGAGUCACAAAGUUGGCAUCGAUAGCCUAAUUUACUUAAGGCGGGUGCGGAAGGCUUUUCACCCGACAAAAAUUAUGAGAGAUAGGCCGAUAAACCGUUAGAUUUUAACAAUAAUACUUUAUUUCUAUUUUACCGGGUUAUGUAGCGACCUAUGAUACGAAACUCUAUUGGGGUUAGAGCCUACUUUUGUGGAUAGUUUACAACACUGGGCCAGACUAAAACCAUAGACAACCGUUGAUAGUAUUUUACCGAACUAAACAUGUCUGCUGAGGAGGAGAGAUUCAAACUGGUCGUCGUGGGCGGGGGCGGUGUGGGGAAAAGCGCCUUGACCAUACAAUUCAUUCAGUCAUACUUUGUAUCGGAUUAUGACCCCACCAUCGAGGACUCCUACACCAAAAUAUGCACAGUGGAUGGGAAAGAGACACGAUUAGACAUCUUGGACACAGCAGGUCAAGAGGAGUUUGGGGCAAUGAGGGAGCAGUACAUGCGCUCAGGAGAAGGCUUCUUGCUUGUGUUCGCUCUGAAUGACACUGGCAGUUACAAUGAGAUCCACAAGUUCCACACUCAGAUACUGAGAGUGAAGGACCGGGAUGACUUCCCCAUGGUGCUGGUGGGGAACAAGGCUGACCUGGACCAGUCGAGAGUGAUCUCCAGAGAGGAGGCCCAGGGCUUUGCUAGAGAGAACAGGAUCCAUUACAUGGAGGCCUCUGCUAAAAACCGCUACAACGUAGACGAAGCCUUCCUGGAGGUGGUGCGAGCUAUAAGAAAGUUUCAGGAGACUGAGAGUCCCCCUCUACCUGCCAACCACACUGGAAAACGGAAGAGCGGUGGCUGCCCCUGCACCCUCCUUUAACCGCUCCCUCCCCUGGCAUAGCACUGUUGUCACAGAGACCAAAACCCCCUCACCUCACCACUGAUGCAAGUCUUGUCUGACUUACCUGGAGGGAAAUGGGAAGAUUGGGCAAGGGAGGGGAAAGAUAUACACUUGGAAAUGCAAAAAAACUGUAUGGUGAGGUUUGGGGAAUGGGAGGGAAAUGGGAAGAUUGGGCAAGGGAGGGGAAAGAUAUACACUUGGAAAUGCAAAAAAACUGUAUGGUGGGGAAUGGGGCAGGGAUGUGUGUGGGAGAGGUUGCUUACGUCAAUGGUGGGCAAAGUGGUGGAGUGUAACAUUUCUUUAAUGGUUUCAUUCACACUUAGAAAUUAGCAUCUUUAAACUUUUUUUAUAUACUUUUUUUGUAUUUGCGGUUUUGUUAUUUCAUUAUUGAGCUAGGAUGUAUAGGGAGAGGCCUUGCGCUAGAUGAGGCCACAGACUGAAGAAAGAAAGAAAGAAAGAAAGAGAGAGAGAGGAGGAGGGAUGGUAAGGAGGGAGAUCUCACAGAGACUGUGUUUUGGUUAGCUUCCUACGUUGGGUCAACCUGAUGGAAGUCACUGGUUUGACAUUGCUGGAAGGAUCGGAUAAUUUAGAAACUAGAGGGCGCUGUAAUUCAUACCUACAACAGGAAAGGAAGGGAGCCCAGUUAAACGGAAUAGACAAUUCGAUUUUUGAAAGACCGCAUGGAAAAGAGUGAGAGAUGAAGAAGAAGAAGAAGCAGAAUGAGAGUGAAAGGAUAUAUUUGAAACACUGGUACUUUUUCACAGUGUAGUGUACAUGACCACAGAAUAUAUCAUAUUUUUUGCACAACUUCAACUUAUGGACUGGUAGGCAAAAGUAGUUUGACACUAAAGUGCUAUUGUUUAUUUUAAAAUGACGGGGUGGACGUUUAGGCGUGUCCAGGUACUUUUGUCUAUGCAUACAGGUGUAGGCCUGCUUUUUAAGUCAUUUUUAUUGUAAUGCUGUUUGCAAAUGUUUUUUAGUGUCACACCGCUACGAACCAUCAAGGAGUUCGUUUUUGAAUUGUAUUACAUGAAUGAGUCAAAGCUAAUGAAGAUCUGUUGAAAAGCUGCAGACAAGGCAUCAUUCCUAUCGACCAAAAUAAUUGGGUCCAAUAAUGAGAACAAAUGCAGUGUACUUAUAAUCUUGGUGUAAAGUUCAAUAGAGUACAGGCUUAACUGAAUUAACAACAGAGAGAAUGCAAAAUGGAAUUCUAUUAAAUAGUUUGGGGUAUGGCCUCGUCUCCGGGGAUUGCUCCUCAGAGCCAGAUGCUGGUGACGGGUAGCUCUUUACUGGGCAGCUGGCAUCGGAAACCAAACCCCCUGCCGGUUAUUAUAGCUGGUGGUGGUGGGGAGGUGGAUGGUUGUCGACAACUGUUGAUGUAAAACAGAAAGUUUGAGAACAUGGGUAAGUUGACAUAUAAAUACGUCCCAAGAUUUACGCCCAUUGGUUUAGAGAGAGGAUGAUGAUAAUUGCAAGAGCGAGCCCAUAGGUUGAACAGCAAGCAUGAGGUAUGUGCAUUAUUGUGCUUAUAGGGUAAAUAGGGGAAUGACAUUCCGCACGUGGCUAAUAGGGAAGACGAGAAGACGCUAUGCUGAUGAUAAUACGUUUGUAUUAAUUCCCACUGUUAUGCUUACUUGAAGUUAACCGAGCAUUCAGACAAGCCUUCCUGAUUGAACUUCCGUAAACUACAUUUGUCUGGCAUGAAAUAACUUGUUUGUUUAGAGAGGAUAUGUAGCACUGGUCCUGCAAACCUUCCUAUCGAUGUAAUUAACAUCUGACUAACAGUAAGCCUACUUAUCCCCUGGGCGAUAUUUCAAACAAAGCAAGAUAGCCAUCUAACUUUCUGAAAGAUUCUGAAUCUGCACCAUAUUUGUGAGUUGAAUCGGACUCGAAACCUUGACCCUAAUAAUAGUUGUAAUGUUUUGAUAAAUAAUUGAUGAUUGGUUCUCAAAGCUGGCUAUCUUAUUUUCUUUGUGAAAUAUAACCCUGUUGAUGAUGUAGGAUCCACAUUUGUCCCCCAUUGUUCUUCACCUAAUUCUAAAAUAAUGCAUCGACUCAGUGUUAUUACUGCAGUGUAAUAAGCCACGAAAAAUAAUUGUACUUAAGUCUGUUAUAUGUAAUUAUUUUUAACAGCAAAAAGCCGUUUGUCUUAUACCAAUGAAUCUCAAAAUAUAUCUAACUUGCACCCUGUAAUCUGCCAGUAUCCGCCAAGUGUAUUUUGUACUGAAAUAAACCAAAUACUUUUUGUACACGUUACACUUUUUAUACAUUAUUACUAAAAUCUUGAGUUUUUGCACAGAAUGUGUCCGAAUGGAAUAGGGCAGCUGGUUUGUCUGGACACCCAACAUUUUUUUUCUACUUUACUAUUUCUCUUCAACAGCAUUGGUGAACGCUUGGUGACAGGAAAGAUGUAGCGAGAGGAAAGCAGUUUUGCCGAAGUCAAAAAAAUAAAAAAAAUAACUGAUGAAUGCAAUGAGAGAAAAAAAGAAGCAUGUAUAAAUGUACAGAUUAAUAAAAAUGACUGUUUGAAUUGGGA